CAUUCUUGUUGCAGAGUAGACUGUCAAGACAAUACUUUUCCUGUUUUUUCAAAAGGUCGAUUAUCUUUCACGACAGGCACGACGCGCACGCGUACCCUUUAUGAUAUUAAGUAGUUCUUUUUAGUAUUGCGAGCUUAAAAAUAGACGCAACCAAUUUCUAAAGUAGAUAACCUCUACGAACAAGUUGAGUGAAAUAAAAUAAAAGGAAUUGACGAUCAUGCCCUCAAUGCCCUCUGUCGCAACGAAUUUGUCGGAGCUUUCUGCUCCCCCUGACGGUCUGACCUCGGGCUCGCCACCGGAGCAUGCUCUGCCUCCUUCGCGCGUAUCCGAGAUGUUGCAAGCUGCAGCGUCCAAGGGAGUCCUCGAUGGUGACCCCGACUGCGUCUCCGAUGCUCCGGUUGCUGUGUUUUAUGAUUUGGACUUGGUUGACAAGCACGUUGGCGCUCUCGUGGCUCUAUUCGGCAACUCCUUUCGACACCAUGCGGCCGUGAAGAGUUGCCCGUUCCCACGCAUGCUGCGCCACUUGCACGUGCGACACGGCUUGGGCAUUGAGUGCGCCUCGUUGGGGGAAGUACUGAACGGCGAAAAGGCUUGUGGCAUCCCACCAAGUCGCAUCGUUUUCGACUCACCCUGCAAGACAGUCAAGGAGCUGCGCUACACUUACUCGCGCGGCAUGCACAUCAACCUCGACAACUUCGACGAGUACAAGCGAAUGCUGGCAGUGAAGGCUGAGGUGUCGACUGAGGCAUCCUCAUCUGCUGUGGUGGGUCUGCGCGUCAACCCACUGGUGGGAGCCGGUGAAAUCAAAGAGCUGUCAGUCAGUACGCCGGACAGCAAAUUUGGAAUACCGAUAACAGCGAAAGCAGAAAUAUUAGCGGCCUAUCAGGUUCGUGACCCUGACCACAUGAUGGAUUAUUUUCUUCAAUGAGCAGUUGUAUUCCACCUCUGGCUCUGAGUAUUGAUAUAUUAGGUAGACGUGAUCCUAGAAUCGAAAAAAUUUUCUUCAGUUAAUUCGACAAUUUAAUAACAGGAAUCGCCAUGGUUAAACUCAGUGCAUGUUCAUGUCGGAAGCGGAAAAAUGGGUAUGGGGACACUCUCGGCAGGUAUACGUGUAGCUGUCGAACUUGCCCAGACGAUCAACAGUACAGCGGGUCGCGCGCAGAUAACACACGUGGACAUCGGUGGCGGUUUACCGGCAAACUACGGCUCAGACGCGUUCGAUAAUGGCGACUCAGCUCCAAGUUAUGCGAAGUACGCAGCACACUUGAGGUAAGUAGUAUUCUUUGCUUUUAUGGAUGCUUAUGAUCUAACACCUCCACUUCCUUCCUCGUUGACGAGUUGCUCGGUCAGUAGUUUCCUUCAUUUUAGUUCGGCAGCGAGAAAUGCCCUACUCUCCUAGUACUUCUAAUUUAAAUUUUGCUUGUUUUACACUCGUUUUGGUGCUUCUUUGCCCUGCAACAUUUUCCGCUAACGAUCUAUCAAUCAGGGAAGCAGUGCCAGAGCUUUUCUCAGAAGAAUUCACAGUUGUAACGGAGUUCGGGCAGAGCCUGUUUGCGAAAUUGGGUUUCCUAGCGAGCCGCAUCGAAUACUUGAAGAGACCUGGCAAUAUUGCUAUCAUCCAUUUUGGAGCAGAUUGUUGUCUUCGACAGGCCUACACCGCAGCGCACGGUCGUAGGAUGGAAGUAUACAAGAGCUCGGGAGAAGAAUUUGCAUCGUCUAGCGAGGAAAAGUUUUCGGUUGCCGGGCCCCUGUGCUUUCAGGGGGAUUUUUUGACGAAGGACGCGCCAUUUCCCGCAGAACUUUUAGUGGGAGACAUCGUGGUCCUAAAAGAUGCUGGCGCCAAUAGUCUCUCGCUUUUCUCAAGACACUGCAGCCGUUUUUGUCCGCCGGCUUAUGGCUUCCGCUCUACGGGCACGGGUCACUUUGAGGUAAUAAAGCCUCGGGAGACACCCGAAUCUCUCAUAAACUUUUGGGGGGGAAAGAUGCAGGACGCAGAAGCAUGAUAUCACAGAUUGGUCAUGAAAUCACAAUUUUUUGAAUGUGAAUCGUUUUUCCUUAAAUCUUGGAGCUUACUUGUAGCUUCAGGAUCAGUUAAUACAAAAGUACGUAAAGCAACAAAAGUGCGCCUCAUUAAUAUGUUGGUUUUUAUUUUGUAUCGAUCUUAUCCCGGAACCGCGGUACUCGCGCGGAGUGAUUCAUACUACAUACAUUAUUAAGAUUAGAC
Molecule: messenger RNA, 2224 nt
Organism: Amoebophrya sp. A25
Lineage: Eukaryota; Dinophyceae; Syndiniales; Amoebophryaceae
Source: the annotation of a GenBank genome assembly